GGAAGAAGGAAUGAGAAACACAUUGGAUCAGUCGUUGAAGAGCUGGAGGAGCCGCAAGUGGUUCUCAAUAUCAAGUUGCGUGUUCAUUACCAUUUGUGUUUGAUUAAUUCCCCGUGACACAACUUGUGCCUCGUGAUGGAUCUGUGAGAAUCAGGAAAACUUGACAAAAUCGUGCUAGCACUUCCCCUGCACCCCUUAGGAGGACACCUCACCACUCAUCAAAAUGCACCUCCUUAGAAUAUUCUUGGUGCUGGCUCUUGUGGUAGUUUCGCAAAGUGCAGAUGAAGAGGCGCCUGUGCUGCACCCUCGGAAUUGGACGCACGUCUUGCCACCAGAUGCGGCUCCGACUGAAAAUGUUGUGCUCCUCGAGAGUGGUCGCUUGAACCGGACACUGACUCGUUGGCGCGGACGGCUCAACGGGACGGAGAUGUCCCGACGACUUCGGAAACUGGCGCGGCGCCUUAACGUGCCGCCGCUUGUGGACAAAGCGCUGCGCCUGAUGAAUUUGCAGCAAGUCGUGCAGGAAGUAGAAACUUCUGUGAUGUCCAAGGUCUCUUGCACCGCCUGCAAAGCUGGUGUUGGUUUUCUACAGCACUACAUUCGUACGGGCAAAACGAAGGAGGAUAUUGUGCACAUCACCAAGCACUUCUGCAUAAGCCUCAAAAUGUCCACACCUCGUGUCUGCGAUGGUCUCACAGAGCUUUUUGGGGGUGAAGUAACUUACGUGCUUCAACGACUGGCAUUGGGCCCUGAGGAGAUAUGCGGCUUUGUGAUCGGUGACGCGUGCGGCGACGUGUACAAUCCAUACCACGAGUGGAAGGUGAGCUUCCCUCCAGUGCCCAAACCACCCAUUGUGCCUCCUCUAGUGCCGCCCAAGGCAGGAACGCCGACUUUCAAAGUUCUGCACCUCAGCGACACGCAUUUUGACCCUUAUUACCAAGAGGGAGCCAACGCCGAGUGCAGCGAACCGCUUUGCUGCAGACUUACCAAUGGGCCUCCAGCCAACGCAGCAGCAGCCGCUGGUCGUUGGGGCGACUAUAGAAAAUGUGACACUCCUAAGCGCACGGUGGACAGCAUGCUGGAGCAUAUCAAAACGACCCACCCGGACAUUGACUAUAUUUUAUGGACGGGUGAUCUGCCUCCGCACGACGUGUGGAACCAGACGCGUGACGAGAACUUAAGCAUCAUCAAGCAAACCGUGGAGCAACUGAGCACCACCUUUCCCAAUGUGCCAAUUUUUCCUGCGCUCGGCAACCACGAGAGUGUUCCAGUAAACAGCUUUCCACCUCCGUUUGUGAAGAAAGACCUGUCGAUUGACUGGUUGUAUGACGAGAUGGACGAGCAGUGGCGGCGCUGGCUCCCAGCAUCCACCAGUCCCACAGUGCGAAAAGGAGCUUUUUACUCUGUCCUAGUUCGGCCCGGCUUCCGCGUCAUCUCUCUCAACAUGAACAAUUGCAACAACAAGAAUUGGUGGCUCUUACUGAACUCAACCGACCCUGGCCAUGAGCUCCAGUGGCUCAUUUACGAAUUGCAGGCUGCGGAGAUAAAUAAGGAGAAAGUUCACCUGAUUGGGCACAUCCCGCCAGGGCACUCUGACUGCCUAAAGGUGUGGAGCAGGAACUACUAUAAUAUUAUUAACAGAUAUGAAUCGACAAUCACGGCGCAGUUCUUCGGACACACGCACUUUGACGAAUUUGAGCUUUUUUAUGAUAGCACUGACGCUUCGAGAGUCACCUCGAUUGCCUACAUUGGACCAUCGGUGACGCCUUACUAUGACCUAAACCCAGGAUAUCGAAUUUAUUAUGUGGACGCAGACCACGCUCACACUACAAGAAUGGUACUAGACCACGAAAACUGGGUGAUGAGUCUGAAGGAUGCAAAUUUAUACGACUAUCCAAUCUGGUACAAAUUGUAUUCGGCCAAAGCGGCCUACAAGAUGAAUUCAUUAGCGCCACAAGAGUGGGACACCCUACUAGAUAAGUUCGCCUCAGAACAAGAAGUGUUUGACAUCUAUUACAAGCAUUAUUGGAAAAAUUCGCCGGUGCGGCCGUCUUGUGAUGCCGAGUGUCGGAAGCGCUUGGUGUGCGACGUGCGGUGCGGCCGCUCGCACGACCGGCGCGUUUUGUGCCAGGAGAUCGAGUCCAGGAUUGACAGCCAAAACGGCGCCACAUGGGGUUCUUGGAUUUACAAGGGACUCUCCGUCUCGUACGUUUCUAUUGUCACCUCAUUUGCCUGGAUCGGCAACACCAUUUCAAACGGCAUCUCCACUGCCUGGGGUUGACCGUCCUUUGCCGCAUGGCCAAAAAUGCAUACCCUGCUCAAGAGUUACCCCUCUGCCCCCUCCUGCCUGAAGCCCCUCUGUAACUCUCAUAGGAGCAAUCUGUUGUUGUGCCUUGUGCUUUGAUUUCAUUUUCCAUGACAACUGCAUGUGUUCCAUAAGCUCAAAACUCUCUUUUUGAGGAAAAAUAAAAACUCAAAAACUGCAAAAUCCAGCUGUGCGUAAACUGUGAUUUAGCCAAAAGGUGUUACGUCCGCCCCCCUGCUUGGGCACCGCGUUGGAGCAUGAUCUGUGUGUUAAUUUAUUUAUUUAUUUUUGUACUUAGCUGACGAUUGACGAUACUUGACAUUAAACUUGAAUACUUGUUUUGACAAA
Neocloeon triangulifer is the source of this 2653-nucleotide messenger RNA. RefSeq names its product sphingomyelin phosphodiesterase. The transcript has 9 exons. NCBI's taxonomy places the organism in Eukaryota, Metazoa, Arthropoda, Insecta, Ephemeroptera, Baetidae. Gene Ontology annotation, cellular component: lysosome. Bases 224 to 2281 code for a protein of 685 amino acids. The record is from RefSeq and is a predicted model, not a curated record. Gene Ontology annotation, molecular function: acid sphingomyelin phosphodiesterase activity. Gene Ontology annotation, biological process: ceramide biosynthetic process; sphingomyelin catabolic process.